Messenger RNA from Rhinocladiella mackenziei CBS 650.93, 261 nucleotides. RefSeq lists its product as uncharacterized. Bases 1 to 261 code for a protein of 86 amino acids. The transcript has a single exon. The record is from RefSeq and is a predicted model, not a curated record. Lineage: Eukaryota; Fungi; Ascomycota; Eurotiomycetes; Chaetothyriales; Herpotrichiellaceae.
AUGGUCGCCAUUCACAACCGAGACCUUAAGCCGCAAGAUCAGCGUCUAAAAAUAGCCCCUAGGAACGAGAGCGACAACGAUGCCAACAGUGAUACCGACAACGACGGUGACGACGACGGUGAUGCAGCCCCUAUUGAAGAGCCACGAUCAGAUAUUAUAAGGCCCGGUAAAGAUGCGCCAUUGACGGAAGGAGACCUCCCGAACUACACGACAUCUGCUCCUUUCCCUGUUGGACUCGACACGUACGUGAACGGGAGAUGA